AUGGGCAAGAAUUUUUCAAAGUUCGUGCCUGUUGUCGGAGGAACCAGUGUCCGCAUCGAUCAACGGGUCCUCUUCGGCGGCACUCACGGUCGUGUCCUCGACGUGUUAAGGAUGCGAUACCUUCGCCCUGACCACAUCAAAAUGUUUGUCCUGGCCGAGGCAGAUGAGAUGCUUUCGCGUGGCUUCAAGGACCAGAUCUACGACAUCUUUCAGCUCCUCCCUUCAAGAGUUCAGGUGGGACUCCUCUCUGCGACGAUGCCACCGGAGGCCCUUGAGAACACCAAGAAGUUCAUGAACAUGCCUGUUAGGAUCCUCGUGAAGCGAGAUGAGUUGACUAUGGAGGGUAUCACGCAGCACUACGUCAACGUUGACAAGGAAGAGUGGAAGUUUGACACGCUGUGCGAUCUCAAUGAGCUGGUGGCGAUCAGUCAAUCUGUCAUCAUCGUCAAUACCCGUCGCAAGGUCAACUGGCUCACUGAGAAGUUGAGGAGCAAAGACCAGACGGUGUCAGCGACUCAUAGCGACAUGGAUCAGAACACGAGGGACAUCACAUCAUCACGCGCGAGUUCCGAUCGGGCUCCUCCCGUGUGCUCAUCACGACAGACCUUCUUGCUCGUGGGAUCGACGUGCAGCAGGUCUCGCUGGUCGUGA
This is a messenger RNA of Musa acuminata AAA Group (dessert banana), 651 nucleotides long. RefSeq names its product eukaryotic initiation factor 4A-13-like. Gene Ontology annotation, molecular function: ATP binding; RNA helicase activity; RNA binding. Lineage: Eukaryota; Viridiplantae; Streptophyta; Magnoliopsida; Zingiberales; Musaceae. The transcript has 2 exons. The record is from RefSeq and is a predicted model, not a curated record. The coding region runs from base 1 to 651 and encodes 216 amino acids.